Molecule: messenger RNA, 1137 nt
Organism: Grosmannia clavigera kw1407
Lineage: Eukaryota; Fungi; Ascomycota; Sordariomycetes; Ophiostomatales; Ophiostomataceae
Product: sexual development protein
Exons: 1
Coding region: 1-1137 (378 amino acids)
Source: RefSeq, a predicted model, not a curated record
AUGCUCUUCCGUCUUGCUUCUGCUGCAGCAACGGCCAUUCUGCUCCUGACUGCCAGCGCUGCCCCGACACCGACACCCUCGAAUUCCACCCAGACACCGGGUGAUGGUUUCCCUAACCCCAAUGCCACGCAGCUCGAUGCCAUCAACCGCCAGGCCGACGGCACUCUGUCCGACGCAGCCCCGCCAGCCAAGCUGUCCAAUGACAGCCUGCCGGCCUUCCAGCUGAUCGCCUUUAACGAGAACUUCGAGGUCGCCUUCUUCACGUCGCUGCUUUACAACGUCACCAACGACGUGCCUGGCUUCGAAGUGCCCUGGCCUGCCGAACGGGCCUCUCUCAUAGGCGUGCUGAAGACUGUGCUCGCCCAGGAGGAGCUACAUGCUCUCAACGCCGAGGGGGUGCUCAAGCACUUUGGCGCGUCUCUUGUGCCCGAACCCUGCACUUACACCUUUCCCACCACUCGUCUGGGUGAUGCCAUCGCUCUAGCCGAGACCUUUACCAGCGUCGUGCUUGGCACCCUGCAGGAUGCGGCCCAACUGCUGGCUGAGAACGGUGAUGCGGGUCCUGUGCGCACCAUCGCCUCGGUCAUUGGUCAGGAGGGAGAGCAGAAUGGCUUCUACCGCAGCCUGCUGAACCGGAAGCCGUCGCAGAAGCCGUUUCUGACGACUAGCGUUGCGGCUUUUGCCUUUUCUGUCUUGCAGGGCUUCGUCGUCUCCUGUCCAUUUGACAUUGCCGACAUCCCCAUUCCCAUCUUCCCAGCUCUGUCUGUUGAGAGCGGCCUGUCUGCUGGUGGUGCCGCCAACGUCGAGCCGAUUGAUCAGGACCUUACCUUCUCUGCCAACCUCACUGGCGUCGCCGAUGCUGCCAAGCUGGUCGGAAAUGCCACCGCCACUGAGGACUCGCUCUUCAUCACCUACUUCACCGGCCAGGACAGCCCUCUCAGUGAGUCCAUCACCAACGCAUCCUGGGCUGGUGAUGUCCUCACUUUUCAUGCCGCUUUCCCCUACACUGAUUUUGUUCUGGACGGCCUCACCAUCGCCGCUCUGACUGUCGGCCAGAACUUCUCCAGCCCAGACGAUGUGCCCGCAAAGACACUCGCAGCACCAGGUCUCAUCCAGGUCAACGACCCGCUUAUCUGA